GUGUGAAUUCUAAGGAAAAGUUACUUUGCUUAUAGAACUAGUUUUAACAAUAAGUCAUUAAUCUUUUAGACAGAAACAGAUAUAUGACGCGGAAAAUUAACACAAGACACGCACACGUUCUUUCUAGCCAGAAGUCUGUGAUUCAAAAGUUCUUUCAAUGCUUAUGCAACGUCUUACGAGCGCAUUUCAAACUGUUGAGCUUACAAUGGCUUCUGAUAGUAACAUACAUCCCAGUAGACGGCCUGAUCCUAAUUGGGGCUAUUGUGGUGUAAAUCUAACUAUCCACAACAUCAUAAUUCCUGAGGAACGGCUCUUUCCCACUCCUUCACAGCUAGACCGCUUGGAUUAUGAGACUGAGAUUGACCUACGGAUAGUUGGUUGCGAACUCAUCCAAGACUCAGGGGUUUUGUUACGGUUGCCGCAAGUUGCAAUGGCCACUGCACAAGUCCUCUACCAGCGAUUCUUUUAUUCCAAGUCGUUUGUCCGUCAUUUUUACGAACAUUAUGCAAUGGCAUGUAUAUUUCUCUCCGCAAAGCUAGAAGAAUCCCCUAGACGCAUAAGAGAUGUUAUCAAUGUUUUCCAUCACAUACGACAAGUCCGCGAGAACAAACCUCUAACGCCAGUCCUUCUCGAUCAAAGCUAUAGCAUUCUCAAAAAUCAAAUAAUUAAAGCCGAGCGACGCAUUCUUAAAGAACUUGGCUUCUGUGUCCAUGCAAAACAUCCUCAUAAGCUUAUCAUUUGUUACUUACAAGCUUUAGAUCAUGAAUCAAACAAAAGUCUCGUACAGACUGCUUGGAAUUACAUGAAUGAUAGUCUUCGAACUGACAUAUUUGUCCGUUACCUUCCAGAAGCAAUAGCCUGUGGGUGUAUACAUCUAGCAUCAUGUAAAUUGAAUGUUCCACUCCCACGCAAUCCUGCGUGGUGGGAGAUGUUCAGUGUAAGCGAGGAGUCUGUGCAUGAAAUCACUUUAUGUCUGUUGCGUUUGUACGCCCGCCCAAAGGCAGAUGUUGCUAAACUUGAAUCUGUUUUAAGUCAGCUCAGAAAAUCUCAGAUUGAGGCUAAGGAGCGUGAGAAUGAGCUGAAAAAACUGAAGGCCAAUACGACAUCUCCAAGCGCUAGGUCUGAUCACAGUUUUGGCUAUAUGUCACCACCAAACCGCUUAUCCAAAUCGAAGAAUCAUAGGCAAUCUAACGGCACGAAGAAGGUUACAGAUUUUAAGUCAGAAUCUAGAGAUGUCAGUAACACUUAUCCUCCAAGCUCUCUUUUGGCAAGCGCUUUAGCUAACGCUAAAGCUGUUGCAGCAACAGUUACGGCAACAAAAACGGGUGUAUUUGCAGACGAUUCACCGAGGUACGCUAUUAAUCCAUUAUCCAUUCCAAUCAGAGAUGAUCCAAGUGACGAAGAAAUAGCUUUGUUGGAAUCAAUGAACACAUUGGAUGAACCCAAUCAUUUCAAAACCAGAUCCGCUGAAGUUCAUGAAAAGUCAGAUAGAUUAGUUCAUGAAAACUCUACGAAAAUACGGACAAUCGUUCGACCUGCCGCAUAUUCAGACGUCCCCUCUAACCAAUCAGAAUCGAUCAAAAAACAUCGUCAUCGUAAACACAAGUAUUCCACAAGGAGACAUUACAAUUCUAUAUCCCCGUCAUCCUCGUCAUCUGAAAGAGAAACUUUCCAGAAUCGCUAUGACUCAACUAUGUUGACCAAUAACUCUCGACCUCGUAAUUACCGACAAAAAUUGAAUGAUGUAUCUACUUCUGGUUCAGAAACAGGGGAUAGUUCCCCAAGUUCUGAUAGACAGAUAGCCAAUGUUCAUAAUCACAGGAAAAACUAUAGCACUAAACGUAAACACAUACCACGUUCAUCAUCAGAAGACUCUCAAACAUCUUCUCUUAGUGAUGAUCCCCAUUUUUCCCCAACGCAUAAUACAGAGAAAUCCAAAAGUGGACGUCGUCGUUUAUCUCCUCCAUAUGCUUAUCGUAUUGAUUAUGAAAAGCUUCACAAAAGCAAACACCGUUCAUCGAUGCGAUCAGCGCCAAACGGUGAAAGUGGGCGUAAUUCGCGCGAGCACUCUAAUCAUCAUCUAUUACGAAGCAGCUUUCGAGAUCAUCGAAGUCUGUUUUCAAUGAGAGAAUCAUCAACUCGGGGAACACACUCCCAUCUUUUAUUCGGACUGCUAGUCUUGUUCUUAACUCAUGAAGAUGGAUAUAUGCAGAUCGUUCUGCAAAAUCUUGGUGAGUAAAUAACACUUCCUAUUAUUUUGUGUACUAAUUAUUAAUAAAAUAUAAUCUCUUUUCUCACACAAAUAAGUAGUCAAAUAAACUUUAGACAAAAUUUGUUAGAUACUUCAAGUUUGGCUUAUUCUAUGAGUCAGGUAGUUUUCUUCAAGAUGUGUACGGAUAAAACCUUGUUACUAAAAUAGUUAUGAUUCUUCUAAAGUUGAUGUCAUAUUCUGCAGUUCUCAAGAAACAUAGCAAACAGCACAUUAAUUCGAAACCUUUUUACUCUUGGGCGUUUCCUUUUCAUCUUCUAAGUACAUUUAUUCACCUACUGAUGCUAUUCAGUUUAAAAUAAUGAUUAAAAAUUGCUCAGUGAUUGUAUGAAAAGUAGUAUUCCCUAUUUUUACUCUAUAACAUACCUGAAUAAGUGAUGUGAUGUUCAGAAAUAACAUGAAUGAGUCUGGUUAGAUCCAAAAACCAACUAACACAUACUGCUAACAGUUAGUAAUCAAAUUAUAUGUUAAACGAGUUGACUUAAAGCGGGCCCUUGGUUCACAGUAGUACUCUGACUGAUAUAAGUUCCUGACAAAAUAAAUUUACACUAAUCGAAUUCUUACGUAUCUGUUGUAUAAAUAUCAUCUCCAUUUGUCUUUAAAUCAAAAGUUCCGUGAAUUUUGAGAUCUAAAACAAUUUCUGAAUUUUAAACGUAGUUUUGAAGGUACUGGUGCCGGUUAGUUCGUAGGCUCCAUUUGUAGGACUUAUUCUCCGAACUUCGCCUGUCACUGUGACACAAAACCGAUGUAUCACCACUUAUUUCGGUAUAUUUUCGUGUCAAAAAAUAUUAGUCUGACCCACGAAACGUGUUACGUAGUCAUAAACACGGAUGUGACGGAAAUUUUAGCCAGCAAUAUUAAAAAAAGUAGCUACCCCAACUAAACUUUUGCCGGUUAGCUAGGUGAUUGUCUAAAAAUUAUUGUCGGAAAAAAAAUUUAAGGUAUAAGUUUCUACUCCAAGUUGUAAUGGUCGACUUUUUUCUGGUCUGCUUUGUUAGUACCAAAUAUUUCAUGGAUUGUGAAGGCUAUUCUGGCUUGGGAGAUGAUAAAAAGUUGUCAUGUAGACAUCGCAAUUUAAACAAUUACAAUAACUAAG
Messenger RNA from Trichobilharzia szidati, 3365 nucleotides. NCBI's taxonomy places the organism in Eukaryota, Metazoa, Platyhelminthes, Trematoda, Strigeidida, Schistosomatidae. The record is from the annotation of a GenBank genome assembly.